Molecule: messenger RNA, 2006 nt
Organism: Pocillopora verrucosa
Lineage: Eukaryota; Metazoa; Cnidaria; Anthozoa; Scleractinia; Pocilloporidae
Source: RefSeq, a predicted model, not a curated record
AUGAACUUGAGUGAACUUAACGACUUCGAAAGGGAACCUCCAUUGAAUGUGAUACAGUGGCUUCAAAGAUGCUAUUUACUACCCAAUCCUCUACAAUGCGCACAGUGUAAUUGUGAAAUGGAAUUGACAGUGAGGACUGGUAACCAUGUAGAUGGAUUUCUAUGGCGAUGCAGUGGUUGCAGAAAAAGGCGGAGUUUACGGUCGAACAGUUUCUUCGCCGAAUUUCCAAAGUUGCCACUUCUUACGCUACUUAAGAUCAUCUACUACUUCGUUCAGGAUGACUCGCAACGAAGAAUUUUGCGAACCCUGAAUUUAAAUGCAAGUUUGGUGUCACAAAUAUGCAGACGCCUACAAGAUGUGUGCUCUCUGGACCUGCAGACGCGUCCAAUAAUACCAUUUGGUGGCCCGGGUGUUGUGGUGAAAUGUGAUGAAAGUAAAUUUAAUCACAAAGCAAAGGAAAUGUAUGACUGGGCAGGGUCACAACAGAAUGUGCCCCUAAAUUUUACUCUGCAGAGACAAAAGCACGUGGUCAAACACCAAGAUCCCCUUCUGGGCAAGGAGGUGCUAGAUAUCUGCGAGAGGGAUCCAGAGGAAGCCAAGGCUCUCCUAGAUGACCAGGUUUGCUUCAAGGGAAAUGUGCCACUAGGCAAACAGGAAAUCCUGCAAACGACAGUCGAGGAUGAAGACCACCAAGACCAUUAUAAAAAGGAAAGAAGAAUGGAAAAAAGAAGAAAAAAGGAAAGGAAAGAGAAAAGAGAAAAGAAGAAGCAAAAGAGCGAAGAGAAAAAAGACGCAAGAGUAGAUAAAGAUGGAGAAUGUAGAAGAGAAGAUGCCAGCAUGGAAGGUGAGGAAGGAGAAAAGGUAGAAAAAGAAGAAAUAAAGGAAAUCAAUGCCAAAGGGGAAAAGAAAAAAAGGGAAAAAAGAACUGGCUGCCAAAGGAAGAAGUUGAAGAAGUAGUCAGAUGUUGGAUAAUGUAAGGAUAUUAUGGGGAGAAGUUACUUGUUAAUCACUUAUAGAAGUUAAAGGGUGAAAAAAAUUAAUGGAAGUUUUUAACCCUUUAACUCCCAGUGGCGAUUCACAUAAAACUUCUACCUACAAUAUCCAUACAUUCUCCAGCAAACAGGUAAAGAGAAUAUUAAAACUUAUCAGGUAGAAGCUGCUAUCUUGAUCUAGCACCAAGUUCUCAUAACUAAUUCACAAGGAAAUGUGUAGCAGCUACAGGGGAGGAUUAACAAUCAGAUCUUGGGAGUUAAAGGGUUAAACUAGUUUGUAAUUUAAUUAUGUGAAUGUUUGUUAUUCAUUAAGUAUUUAGUGGUUAUGAUUACUCAGUAAGUAAUCAUGCAUGUUUAUAAAUUUGAGUAUUCUUGUUACCUAUUUGUUGGAUAACAUAAGGAUUUUAUGGGAAGAAGUUUCUUGUUAACCUUUUAACUGCCACGAGUGACCCAGACAGAAUUUCUCCCUACAAUAUUAAUACAAUAUCAACCAGAUAAGUGAAGAGACCAAAGAAGAAUAUCAAUUUUGGGUUAAUUAGUUGAUCAAUACUAAAUUCUCUGACCUAACAUCAUAAGAAUUGUAUGGUUGAUAGUAAGGAGAAUUAAAAAUUCAAUCUGGGAGUUAAAGGGUUAAUCACUUCUAGGAGUCAAAGGGUGAAAAAAUGAAUGCAAGUUUUUAAACUAGUUUGUUGUUUAAUUAUGUUAAUGUUUGUUAUUCAUUAAGUAUUUAGUGGUUAUAAUUACUCACUAAGUAAUCAUGCAUGUUUAUAAAUUUUGAUCAAAGAAAAAUAUAAAUUAUUGUUGUUGUGCUGUAUCACAUUCAACAGAUGUAGAGCAGUUGUUAAUUAAAAGUUAACUCUCAAUCUUUUGAAACUGUUUCUUAAUUGUCCCCUCAAGCUGCUACACAAUUCCUUGUAGAUAGCUUAUGCAAAUUGGGUAUUAGAUCAAGAUGACAAUUUCUACCUGAUAAACAUGAGUAUUCUCAUUACCUAUUUGUUGGAUAAUGUAAGGAUA